AUGGAGGUGCUUCUUCUUCUUCUUCUUUUCAACGGACCCCUGUUGGACCGAGCUGUCUGUAGUCUUCAUGUGGUUACGGUAUUUUUGAGCGUUACGUCCUUUUCUGAUAAUUCUCAUAUUCCGUUUGCAGUAGCCCGACGAGACAUGUACCGUCAAGGAACCAAUCAAUCCGUGUGCUCCGACGCCGAUGAGUUCACUCAGGAGGAGCUUCAAGAGUUUGCUCAAGCGUUCAAAUUAUUCGAUAAAGAUGGUAACAAUACAAUGAAUAUCAAAGAGUUGGGUGAAGCAAUGCGUAUGUUGGGACUGAAUCCAACUGAAGAGGAGCUUCUGAAUAUGGUCAAUGAGUAUGAUGUGGAUGGAAACGGAAAAAUUGAUUUCGGAGAAUUUUGUAAAAUGAUGAAGGAGAUGAAUAAGGAGACCGAUCAGGAGUUGAUUCGUCUUGCAUUCAAAGUGUUCGAUAAAGAUGGUAACGGGUACAUCACUGCACAAGAAUUCAAGCAUUUCAUGACUACAAUGGGCGAGAGAUUCAGCGAGGAGGAGGUUGAUGAGAUUAUUCGAGAGGUUGAUAAGGAUGGAGAUGAACAGAUCGAUCUUGACGAAUUCGUCAACAUGGUUGCUCCAAUCGUCUCUGAAACCAACAAAACGGAUCCGUUCGCCGAACCGGCUGCCUCAGCGAAUCCAACAACUAAAUAA
Messenger RNA from Caenorhabditis remanei, 693 nucleotides. RefSeq lists its product as uncharacterized. NCBI's taxonomy places the organism in Eukaryota, Metazoa, Nematoda, Chromadorea, Rhabditida, Rhabditidae. Gene Ontology annotation, molecular function: calcium ion binding. The transcript is spliced from 5 exons. Bases 1 to 693 code for a protein of 230 amino acids. The record is from RefSeq and is a predicted model, not a curated record.